Molecule: messenger RNA, 963 nt
Organism: Fusarium sp. VM40
Lineage: Eukaryota; Fungi; Ascomycota; Sordariomycetes; Hypocreales; Nectriaceae
Source: the annotation of a GenBank genome assembly
AUGAGCGCGUUGCCUUCGUUGCGCAAACAACAGCUCCUAUCAGAAUUCGCUGGACUCAAGCAGGCCUGCCCCGAUGGAGUAUUUGUUAGUCUUACCCCGGGAGAUGCAACGCUCUGGUCUGGUGUACUCUUUGUUCGGAAAGGCCCCUACUGCCCUGCCAUACUACGAUUUCAGAUAUCAUUCCCCGACUCAUACCCUCAACUUCCACCCCUAGUAGUCUUCUCGACCGACAUGUUCCACCCUCUCAUCACGCCCUUAACCACAUACAUGUACACAACCGACAUACAAGAAAGCGGCACCGUGAGUGCUUCAGAUCAAGAGAGACUACCGCCAGGUGGAUUCAGUUUGCGCCAUGGAUUCCCCGAUUGGUUUGGUCGAGGCAGACGGAGCAUGGUAGAUGCGAAACAUACCUCAGGCCAGCAGGUGACGAGCCCCGACGGCGCAACAGCUAGUAACUCGACGACGCCAGCAUCGAUAGCAGCCCCAGCCCCAGAAUUGCCUUCGUACAUGCGCACCGGACAGAAGACUGUCUCGGCUUAUGAAGUCCUACACUAUAUCCGCAGUGCUUUUGACGACGAGGAAGUACUUGAUACAGUACCCCUUGCCGCAGCAGGAAAUCCAGGAGCAUGGCACGCGUGGAGGACGCAUCGCAAGGCGACAGGAAAACUUGCCGAAGAUGGUUCGACAGAUGGAGAGCACAAGAAUGAAGAAGAGAUCGAGCCUUCGACAGAAAACACAAAGAUUGUGCCAUCUACAGCUACACCCAGACAGCCCGGGGAAUGGAAUUGGGAUGGGGUCUGGGAGGACAGAGUUAAAAAGAAUGUCGCGUCUAGUCUGUCAGAGCCUGUGCUAUAUGGAGAAACCAAGACCUCAGAUGAUCUGAUUAAGUUUCUUGCGAUGGAGGACAGCGAUAUUGAUUCGGUCAAGGACAAUCUUCAGCGGACACUCGGAAAGACCACAUGA